AUGCAAAAAGACGCUCCAGCUCACCUUGACUUGAUUGCGAAGAGUGCUCCUAAUGCCCUGGAUAGAAGUUCUACAUCCACUGUCCCUCAAAGUUCAGGCGAAGAGCUUCAUCUCUCUUUCUCGCUAUCCCUAGAUUUGAUUCUCAUGGCUCAACUUUUGAGCGAGAACAAAGAAAUCAGACGGCUUGUCUCUAUCGAAGAUCUCAUUGAUUUCUCGGAAAGAUUUCUUAUUAUCCUCUGGUCUCCUCUAGCGAAGAACAGUCCCAAAAAGUCGACGGGGUUUCGGGUUUAUCUGAAAAAUAUCCUUCGAAGAUCUCAUACAACAUAUCAUACACUCAUCGCGGCGUUCUACUAUCUAGCUCUCUUGCGGUUCACGAUUAGGCAAAAAUUCCCCAUUGAGCCGUUUGAAGUGCCCAAGGAGCUUCAGCCUCUACAGUGUCAGCGGCGGAUGUUCCUCGCAGCUCUCAUGCUGGGUUGGAAGUUCACUCAGGAUUAUGGGCACUCGACGCGACGCUGGGCAUCCUUCUCUUGUCUAAGAGAAAAGGAGCUCAACAAAAACGAAGGAUUGUUUCUUUCAGUGAUCGAUUGGCGCCUCUUUAUAUCGCACGCAAUGUUCUCUCACUGGAAGUCAGAGGUACUGUACUAUGUUCAAAAUCCAGAUGUUGCUUUAGCCGAGUUCACCUCUUUCCAGUGA
This is a messenger RNA of Penicillium manginii, 693 nucleotides long. RefSeq names its product cyclin family protein. The record is from RefSeq and is a predicted model, not a curated record. Gene Ontology annotation, cellular component: cyclin-dependent protein kinase holoenzyme complex; nucleus. The transcript is spliced from 3 exons. Lineage: Eukaryota; Fungi; Ascomycota; Eurotiomycetes; Eurotiales; Aspergillaceae. The coding region runs from base 1 to 693 and encodes 230 amino acids. Gene Ontology annotation, molecular function: cyclin-dependent protein serine/threonine kinase regulator activity; protein kinase binding. Gene Ontology annotation, biological process: regulation of cyclin-dependent protein serine/threonine kinase activity.